Messenger RNA from Saprolegnia parasitica CBS 223.65, 1094 nucleotides. RefSeq lists its product as hypothetical. The coding region runs from base 6 to 1064 and encodes 352 amino acids. Gene Ontology annotation, cellular component: cytoplasm. Gene Ontology annotation, molecular function: rRNA (uridine-N3-)-methyltransferase activity. Gene Ontology annotation, biological process: rRNA base methylation. The transcript is spliced from 8 exons. The record is from RefSeq and is a predicted model, not a curated record. Lineage: Eukaryota; Oomycota; Saprolegniomycetes; Saprolegniales; Saprolegniaceae.
GCAAUAUGGCCAAGAAAGGCGGCAACGUGGGUCCCAAGAAGGGCCCGCCGCAAGGUUCCAAGAAGGGUCCGCCGCAAGGUUCCAAGAAGGGCGGCGCACCGCCCAGCGGCGGCGGCAAGCGGAAUGCGCGCCAGGCCAUGAAGAAGCGGCCGGCUGUCAAGGCCGCGGCAGCGGCGGCGCCCGUGGUUCUGACCAAGCGCAUCGACAACGCGGCGUCGACCAUCUUUCACCAAGCCAACCUCUCGAACCCCAACCCCAAGAUCGUCGGUAACGUCGCAGACCGCCACGACGUUCUCGUUGUCGGCGACGGAGACCUCUCGUUCUCGCUCGCCCUUGCCACGAACCUGGGCGGUCAGAGAAUUGUGUAUGACAGCCAGGCCGAGCUCUUGAGCAAGUACCCGACGGCUUCGGCCAACAUUCGCGGGCUUCAAAUCACACAUGCCGAGAUCCACGUUGGUGUCGACGCGACUGCGCUCGAGAAGCAAGACUGGAUCCACACCAAGUCGUUUGACCGGAUUCUGUUCAACUUUCCGCACUUGGGCGGUGCGACCGAAGAAGACGUCCAGAUGAACCAGGACCUCUUGUUUCGCUUCUUUGUCUCGGCCCGCCCUUUCCUCAAGACGCCUCGUGGCGAGAUCCACGUCGCGUUGCGAAACACGCUCUUUUACAACCGCUGGAACAUUCAAGCGCAGGCCGAGCGUGCGGGCUACACGCUGAAACGGCUGGACGCGUUUGAUAUCGGCUUGUAUCCUGGGUACGAGGCGCAGCGCACGCACCCGGCGUCGUUCCGUGGCGAGCCGCCGUCGACCAAGGGCGCCUGGACGCACGUCUUUAGCGUUAACGAAGCGUGGGUCCCGCCUGUCGACGUUGACGACGAUGUCGUGCCCGAGGUUGUGGCGGCCAAGCCCAAGGUGGCGGCAAAGGUCGUGAAGAAGGAGAAGGCCCAAGUGUGGAAGUGCGAUCCGUGCAAGGCGACGUUCCAGUUGCAGACCAAGUACAACGCACACAUCAACUCGAGCAAGCACGCCAAGGUCGUCAAGGCGCUCAAGAAGCAGAAAAAAUAAAGAAAAUCCCAGGCGACGUCUCGUUUGGAC